Staurois parvus is the source of this 564-nucleotide messenger RNA. NCBI's taxonomy places the organism in Eukaryota, Metazoa, Chordata, Amphibia, Anura, Ranidae. The record is from the annotation of a GenBank genome assembly.
AGUCUUGCACAGGUGUACCGGCUCCUCCCCUUCAGUCUUGCACAGGUGUAUCGGCUCCUCCCCUUCAGUCUUGCCCAGGUGUAUCGGCUCCUCCCCUUCAGUCUUGCACAGGUUUACCGGCUCCUCCCCUUCAGUCUUGCACAGUUGUACCGGCUCCUCCCCUUCAGUCUUGCACAGGUGUACCGGCUCCUCCCCUUCAGUCUUGCACAGGUGUACCGGCUCCUCCCCUUCAGUCUUGCACAGGUGUACCGGCUCCUCCCCUUCAGUCUUGCACAGGUGUACCGGCUCCUCCCCUUCAGUCUUGCACAGGUUUACCGGCUCCUCCCCUUCAGUCUUGCACAGUUGUACCGGCUCCUCCCCUUCAGUCUUGCACAGGUGUACUGGCUCCUCCCCUUCAGUCUUGCACAGGUUUACCGGCUCCUCCCUUCAGUCUUGCACAGGUGUACCGGCUCCUCCCCUUCAGUCUUCCACAGGUGUACCGGCUCCUCCCCUUCAGUCUUGCACAGGUGUACCGGCUCCUCCCCUUCAGUCUUGCACAGGUGUACCGGCUCCUCCCCUUCAGUC